Molecule: messenger RNA, 1407 nt
Organism: Tetranychus urticae (two-spotted spider mite)
Lineage: Eukaryota; Metazoa; Arthropoda; Arachnida; Trombidiformes; Tetranychidae
Source: RefSeq, a predicted model, not a curated record
AUGACAAAAUUGAAAUCAUUUGAUCCAAACGCUGUUCAAAUGUUCGAUUCUUCUGGAAAGAUUCCUUCUGGUCUUCUUCAAGGUUCAUGGACAGAUUUAGGAGCUUUCGAUGAAUGUUUGGCACUUCCAUCCAGUCAAUAUUGUCUCGUAUACAGCAAAAUUCCGCUAAUCUGGUCCCGAAAAUAUGAAGGAUUUUUCCAUCCAAGCAAUCAGCAGUUGUACAAUCAUGAUUCUAAUCCAACUUUCCACCGAUUAAUCUCGCAAUAUGGCCAUUACUUUCUUCAAAUGAACAUAACGACUGGAAUAUGUCUUCCUUUGGGUUGUUCAGUGGAUGAACUUCGUUUAUUACUCAUCUCUGGUCUUUCUAGUCAUAACUCAGGAUUACAAUUUGAUGUGGAUUCAUGUCAAACUCAUUCCUAUCCAGUGCCAUGGAAGAAACAUGAAAUAAUUGCUGCCUCUAUUUUGUUAGGUGUUGUUAUUGCCAACAUUAUCGGUUCGUUUACUUCAUCCGUGCCAAUCUUGCGAUUUUUCGAUGUCCCAUCAAAUUUAGAUAAAGUAUUAUCAUCUCCUCAACAUACGCCGUUUCCCUGUCUUGGUGGAAUCAAAAGUUUAACCAUGAUCUACCUAAUUUGUGGUCAUGUUGUUUGGGGUUUACUAUUCAAUAGUUUUGAUAAUCUAUUUGCUCUUCCAUCUACUCUGGUCAAUCCGUUGGGACUUUCAGUGCUUCUUGGUCCAGACACUGUUGAAACCUUUUUCCUAGUCAAUGGUUUGGAAAUGAUGACUCUGUUUCUCACUAAAUCACCGUCAUCAUUAUCAUCUUCACCUAAUUUUCCCCUUACAAUUUUCUUGUUGCUUCGUUGGUUUCGUUUCGCUAUUACUGUUGGUUGGUUCAUUUGUAUCAACAUCAUUGUCUUCUCAGAUCAUUUUAGAGUCGCUUUUGGUGGACCUUUCUGGCAUCACCUUCAAUCAGCGGCAUCAAUCUCAUCAACUUGCGCUUCUACCUGGCUUAAUCAUCUCUUUUUAAUUUCUCAUUACUUUAAUUCACCUGAAAACUGGAAUACAUGUUUGUUAGCUGAUUGGUAUCUAGAAGUCGAUUUCAUCUACGUUAUACUCUUCAUCUUCUUCAUAACUCCAUUUCUAGGAAACAAAACAUUCAAACCAAUUUUAAAUUCAACUCUAAUCAUCUUGGUAGGAACCUUAAUUACCGCAAUAAUCACGAUUGUCUAUGAUGUUCAAACUUCUUGGCUUCCAACUAAUUUUGUUUCAAACCAAUUUGCAAAGUAUCUUGUUUACAUUCACUCAAAGCCUUGGGCUCAUUUGAGUCCAUAUUUUUUCGGUGUUAUUCAGGCUUUUGCUAUGAACUCGGAUAAACCCAAAAUCAAUAAGCAAUUAAUUGAUGGCAAUUAG